GGUUGAAUAAGCACGAAGACUGAUCGCUUAAAAAGUUACGUAAAUUUAAAACUUAAAACGCGUGUCUGUUUAACGAAUGUAAUAAUUUGUAGUGGUUUUCGUUUAAGUGAAACUGGUGGAAUACCAAAGUUCGCAUUGGCUGUAUAUUAGGAGCUCUGCUGUGACUUCAUAUAGUGACGUUCCUCCUAUUCGACACCAUGACCGUAUCAUUGAUUCUGACGGUGACUUCUCUACUUCUGUUAUUUCUGCGGUCCUCCGUGCUUGGAUAUUCGAACGGUGCACCACCACAGGCCUGCGUCGAUAUGGUCCCUCUCCACGGAGUUGCUCAAAGCACUGCCAACUUCCCUUACAGCAUUGAAGUAUCAAGUGAGACGUACUGCAAUAAUAGCAUUAUACUUGUGACAAUAAACGGGAAUGGGAAAACAUUCAAAGGCUUUUUCUGCCAGGCUCGAACACAGAUCAGUAUAGCUAAAACAAACGGGACACUGAUAGGUGCCGACAGUAAUAAGACUGCCAAAAGUCAGUGCAGUGGAGAGGUAGCAGCUUUGACACACAAUAGCAGUAAUGAAGUGUCGUCUACACGGUUCACAUGGCAGCCAGAACCAUCCCUUACAAGUGAUAUUUAUUUUGUGUGCACAGUGGUUCAAAGAAGAGUCGAUUUUUGGGUUAAGCAGGCGUCUAGGAAAUUAACGUACGACCCUAACAACUGUCCUCCAGCUGGAUUGCCGACAUUUUGUGGAAACGAUCAGGUUUGUAACACAGCUGUGAUGUUUUCAAUUUGCGAUAGAAAUGCCGACGACGACGGUAACUGUGUUUGUCCUUCUGACAGGAAAUUAAUCAGCCCGAUAGAUACUUCAUGUUCACCGAAAGUUUUAGGUGAUAACUGUGAAGUUCCAUCGGAUUGUAGAUAUGUACCUGGCAAUGUCACCUGUACACUGGGGAGUAAAUGCGCAUGCGCACAGGGCUUCGUUGCAAAACCAAACCAAAAUGAAUGUAUUCCUGAAACAGUAUCUGACGUUACCUGUGAUAGUAAUAGCGAUUGUAUCCGGUACCAGUAUGCCAGUUGUGAUACUCAAAUGAGGAAAUGUCAGUGUACAGGAAAUGUGAAAGAAGUAAAUGGGAAGUGUGAAUUAAAGGGUCUGGGUGAUGAAUGUAAGGAGGAGAGUGAUUGCUCAGGAGUAACAAAUACAGUCUGUGAUGUAACAUGUAAAUGCCGGUCUUCAUAUAUUCAACAAAUCAAUCAAUGUGUUAUAGAUCCUACCAGCUGUUUCGCAGAUCCAUGCAAAGAUGUUCCAAAUUCGUUCUGUGAGGCGGGAAACUGUAUUUGUCAAUCAGCAUUUAAGAAAGAAAAUGGCCUGUGCAUACCUAAAGGUCUUGACGACGCAUGUGAAGACAUCUCCGAUUGUUCAAAUGUAGAGAACGCUAGAUGUGAAACAACGUGUAAAUGCAGACCAUUAUAUAUCAGACAGAAUGAUCAAUGUAUUCCAGAGUCUACUGUAUGUAGGUCCGAUACUUGCAAAGAUGUUCCCUAUUCUGAAUGUGUCUCCGGAAAUUGUGUCUGUUUAUCAGCUUACAAGAAAGAGAACAGCCAGUGUAUACCAAAAGGCCUGUCGGAUUCAUGCUCACAAGAUCAAGACUGUGGUGGUUCUCCAAGUUUAGUAUGUGAUUCCGGUAACAACCGAUGUGCCUGUUCGAAUGCCUACAAGCAAGAUAAAGACAAAUGCAUUAUGAAAGGCAUUUCGGACUCGUGCACAGUCAACGAAGAUUGUAGAGGUGUUCAGAAUUCAGUCUGCACAAACAAUAGAUGUGCCUGUUCGGGCGCGUAUAAACAAGUGAAUGGCGCGUGCCUUAUGAGGGCGCUUGGAGAAACGUGUGUUGAUGAGGGAAGUUGCGGUGUUCCGAUGUCGGUUUGUGACAAGAACAACCAGUGCAAGUGUGCGCCUGGCUACAUGGAACAAAACAGUGCAUGUGUACUAGAAGUAUACGAUAUUGUAUGUGUUAAUGACGCCGACUGCUCUUCCGUUUUCAUGUCUAUAUGUGACACUUUGAAUACUAAGAAAUGUAUUUGUCCAGCUGGCUACAUAAGAAACGAUACCCGUUGUGUACGAAGAGUAUUAGGAGAUGACUGUACCCUGGAUGAAGACUGCAAAGGAGUUCCGAUGGCGAUAUGUGACGAAUCGACAAGAUGUGCUUGUCCCCGGUGGUAUAAACAACUUUCUGCAACACAGUGUGAAGUUAAAGUGCUUGACGAUAACUGCAAGUAUAAUGAAGAUUGUAGAGGUGUUUCGAAUGCUCUCUGUGAUAAAAUCCAAACACAAACUUGUAAGUGUAUGACAGCGUACAAAGAACUAAGCAACCAGACACACAAAUACUGUGCUGUAAGAGAAAUCGGCGAUACUUGCACAAACAAGGCUGAAUGUGCUGGGAUAUUAGAUUCGAACUGCGAUGAAGGCAGUACAGGCAAAUGUGUUUGUCCACCAGGUUUAAAAGUUGUGAAUUAUGGCUGUGUGCCAAAAGUUCUUGGAAAAGAUUGCAAUGCGUUCGUUGACUGCAAGGGAGUGGCUUUUGCAAUUUGCAGCAUAAACAAAAAAUGCACUUGUUCGUAUGGUUACAAUGAAAACUUGAUGCGAGAUACAUGCGACGGCAGUGGUCUUAUCGCAGGGGUAUCGUCGAAUUUGGUUAUAUCAAGUGUCACUUUUCUUGCCUGUUUUGGACUCCAAAGAUUUUUAUGUUGAUGAAAGCAUUUGUGGAACACCUGUUUGUGAAACAUAUUCAAGAAGAAAGAAAUUUAAAGGCACAAGAAAUCCACUAAAAACUGUAUAAUGAUGCUAAUAGCUCCUACAAAUUAUAUUUAAAUCUUUAUGCUUGUUUGCUUUUAACCUUGAAUAUAUACGUAUUAUAUAUGUCAGACAUGAUAUUGGUAAUAACUGUUUGCUCAAAAUAAUGUUUGAGGACAAAUUCAGUAAAAUAUAUUUUAAAAUAAGACCAGUGGAAAAUUACUAUGGAUCAAUACUGAUAGAGAAACUGUCUCCUAGAAAAUAUUUCAUUGAUUGGCUAAACUUGUUCAAAAUUAACCGCCUUAACGGAUUUCCAUUUAUUCCUCCCCUCUGUUGACUAUAAUUUUGUUGCUGGAGACAACAAAUUUCAAUGAUUGUGGUCUUAUUUCAUGUCGACACGACAACAACUCAACAUUGCGUAAUAAGGCAAGGAUUUUAGUCUGUUCUUCAUUACAAGUCAUGUAUGUGUCUGUUUUCCGUCUUUGUGACCUUUCUGUGAUUCUUUUUACACGAUGCAGCUCCUAGAUCAGUUAUUUCCUAGUCAUUUGUACUAAGUCCACGAUAAGUUAUGAGUCUGCAGCUUAUUUCUUACUUACAUACGUUUUUAAUCUGAUCAUGUGACUUGUCAUCAAACUAGCAUUUUUGUUGAUUUCUAGUACCAAAAAAAAACAACUUUUGUCAUUUAGCUAUAGUGUCCAUGUUUUGUAGCAAAUGCAUGCCAAAAUAAUUCUGGACGCUGUCACAUAGUAUCGGUCUUAUUUCAAGUAUGCAUGUAAUAAGCAGUUUUUUUUAUUAAAACAUAGAAGAAAAAGUACAUCAUCAUCGAAAAGGGAGACAAUUAUGAUAUUUUCACUCGUUUUUCGUUUUCGUAAAAAUACAUUUUGUAUUGAAUUCGAUGGCGAUAUAUCAUUACGAAAGACCACUGAAAAAAAAUCCUCAAUAUUAUUGAUAGCAAUACGGAUGUUUGGUAAACACACAUUUUUUUAUCGAAAAUUUUUCAAAAUACCUUCCAUUUUUUAUACACGAGCAUGUACGUGUACAAUAACAAAAGUAUCUUUAAACUUGUAUAGCUGCAUAGCCAUACGUUUCUAAUAAUUACUAAAAUAUGUAAACUUAAUAUCAAAAACAAGUUAUUCAAAAAGUAAGUGUUGUCAAUGAACAAAUACAUCCAGACGGAACGUUGUUUAAUUGGCGCAAGACAGUUUAUUACAGGAAAUCAUACAUUUCCAACGUUAUUAUGAGACAGCUGUUUACCUGUUAACCGUUUUUAAACACUUCUUUGAAAAGUUUUAACCAUGUAUUCUAAUUAUUGUUAAAUUGUUAACAGAAACGAAAUAAAUGUAUAAAAAUU
This is a messenger RNA of Mercenaria mercenaria, 4128 nucleotides long. Its product is annotated as cell death abnormality protein 1-like. Bases 198 to 2735 code for a protein of 845 amino acids. NCBI's taxonomy places the organism in Eukaryota, Metazoa, Mollusca, Bivalvia, Venerida, Veneridae. The transcript has 22 exons. The record is from RefSeq and is a predicted model, not a curated record. Gene Ontology annotation, molecular function: oxidoreductase activity, acting on metal ions.